Mangifera indica (mango) is the source of this 1343-nucleotide messenger RNA. RefSeq lists its product as uncharacterized. The transcript has a single exon. Bases 219 to 1052 code for a protein of 277 amino acids. Lineage: Eukaryota; Viridiplantae; Streptophyta; Magnoliopsida; Sapindales; Anacardiaceae. The record is from RefSeq and is a predicted model, not a curated record.
UCUUGACGUCACAGAUAUUAGCUGUCUCUGCUACAAUUUUCUCUUUUCUCAAUACUUUUCUUCUCGAUAACUUCCUCGGAAUCCUAAAACUUUCUAUUUAAAACCAGCCAAAAAGUACCUUACUGCUCACUCCAUGUACUUCUAGUCCUAGAUAGCUAGAUUGAUAGAGUCAUUAAAAACCCCACAUUUCAUUUUCACUUUCUAGCUUUCUUUUUCUGAUGCAGACCCCAGAAACAUCAGGUAUAGAACUUGGUCUCAAGACUGUAAACAUUUGUCCCGAGAAUAGCCAUAACCACCAUAACAAUUCUUCUGUUAUGAAAUCUAAGCUAUUGACUCAACAGCUAUCACCAUCGUUUUGUUCUCAGUUGGGUGAUUACAUUGGUAUGGAGAGCUGUCUUGACUUGAAGAAUUAUGAAUAUUUGCGUACGGAGAGUAGAGAAGAUGAGAAUGCGGGAAGACGUGUGCAAAAUUAUGUUCAUGGUAUGAGAUGUCAAAGGUGGUCAACGAAGAAGAAAGAAUUUCCUCCUCCAAUUUCAUUGCUUGCACGUACAGAAAACCUGCCUUCGCAUAUGCCAUUUGUGUUGAGAAGAUACUAUACGAAUGAUGGCCGGCUGAUCCUCAGGGAAGAGAGGGUGAGGCAUCACGAGUAUUUCAAGGCCUAUAGGUCCAAUGGUCAUCUCAGGUUGCAGCUUGUUCCUCUAGAUGACGAUGUUUUGGCCCCUCCUUUUGCUGAUGACAAUGAAAUCGACGAACAACAUGGCAAUGAGGGAGAAGAAGAAGAAGAAACAGCUGCAGUAAAGAUAGAGACUGAAGAUUCGAAUUCAACUGCUGAUUUUGUCUAUGACGUUGAGAAGGAGAUUGUAUGUAAGGAUACGGAACAAACAAGGGCUGAAUAUGAAUGUAAAAUAGCCGAGUCAUCUGUUGAGAAUGCCGCUGUUUCAAUGGGUGGAAAUGGAGGCGGCGGCAAGUGUUUGAAUUACAACAGUGUGAUAAUAAACUCAUCUUGUUUUCUAGGGAUGCCAGUUCCAGCUAUCAAGCCAGUUCAUACUUAGCUCAAUCCCAGAAAACUAAAUAUCUUUGGCCUUAAGGAGUUGUUAAAGGUUAAGUUUAGGACAUCUUUGAUUUAUUGGUAGCCUUGUCUUAGUCUUUUAAUUCACUUGAAAACCAUUAGUCUUUGUCGUUGAAGAGUUUAGUUGUUCUUUCGGGAUUGUUUUAGGGUUGUGCUCAUGAAAUGGCGUUUUGGCAGAGUUUAAUUCAUUUUUGUGUCUAUAUUUGCCCAUUUAUCUCUUUGAAAUCCUUUCUCAUUUUCCUCCCAAAUAAAUGCCAGGAUGAAACAAAGUUUA